Pichia membranifaciens NRRL Y-2026 is the source of this 1314-nucleotide messenger RNA. RefSeq lists its product as hypothetical. The coding region runs from base 1 to 1314 and encodes 437 amino acids. Gene Ontology annotation, biological process: medium-chain fatty acid catabolic process; medium-chain fatty acid biosynthetic process. Lineage: Eukaryota; Fungi; Ascomycota; Pichiomycetes; Pichiales; Pichiaceae. The transcript has a single exon. Gene Ontology annotation, molecular function: monoacylglycerol lipase activity; acetylesterase activity. The record is from RefSeq and is a predicted model, not a curated record.
AUGCCUUCCUACCCGUACCACCAGGUCCGGUUUAUGAACUCGAAACUGAAGGGCUCGAUCAACAUGGAGGAGUUUAUCAAUGAAAAUAUUCCUGAAUUUAGGGCGAAGGCAUGGUCGAUGGUGAACCCGUUUUUAUUCAACGGACAUUUGCAAACAAUGUUUGCCGGUAUAAGAAGAUUUCGAAAUGUCGAUGUCUUGUACUUUGCACGUCAGAUAAUGUAUGCUGAUGAUGGAGGGUGUGUGGCAUUGGAUCGUGUGGUAUCCAAAAAGACGUUCGAUGGAGUUGAUACCUCUAAGAUAGUUGUUCCUGAAAAUCAGCCUGAAGAAAUCGAUAAUUUCAUCAGGUACAUGUCCCCAAAAGAGAUUGCAGAUCAAGGCAGUACUGAUUCAAAUGCAAUUGUUAUUGCACUUACCGGGUUGUCAGGAUCUUCAGCCGAGUCUUAUAUCAGAUGUCUUUUCAGCAAACUCUCGGAGAACCCGGAUUUUGACCUUUACGUUAUGAAUUCCAGAGGUUGUGGUAAUGUCAAAAUCACCACACCAAGGCUAUUUUGUGCUUUAUGGACAGAAGAUAUUCGAGGUGUGAUCAAGUUUUUCAAAAAAAAGUAUCCAAACAGGAAGAUUUAUCUUUUUGGAAUAAGUUUGGGCUCCAUUGUGAUGUCUAAUUAUUUAGCCCAGGAAGGCGAAAAUUCCAAUGUUACCUUAGCUAUUGCGUUGGCAUCGAUCUGGGAUUUACGUGGCUCCUCUUACUUUCUUGAAAAUGGAUUUAUUUCUUCUUUGUUUUACUCAACAGCAAUGACAUUCCCAUUGAUGAUGUUACUGAAGUCUCAUUCAGACGAACUAUUGGUGAAUCCUAUCUUCAAGUCCCAAUACACGAAUCAAAUUAUAAGAAAGAUUUGGAAGUUGAAGAAGUUUGACGAUAUUUUCACCUCGAAAAUGUUUGGUUUUACAUGUGCAGAUGACUACUAUACCCAAGCGUCACCUAUCUAUAAAGUACAACAAAUUAGGACUCCAUUUGUUAACAUAAGUUCGUUGGAUGAUCCUAUCACGGGUGGAUUACAAGUAGGUGCACUACCACUAGACCAGGCAAAAUAUAACCCAUACAUGACAAUGAUCAACACGUCAUUGGGCGGACAUGUAGGAUAUUUCAAAUGGAACAAUACUCGCUGGUAUGCUGAACCAUUGGCGAGGUUAAUCACUGGUUUCCAUGAGAAUAUUGUAUCACCUUCAGGCUAUGAAGUCCAAGUGGACGAAAAAAAUCUUCCCAAACCAGUACUCAUCAAUGGCCAGCUUCCGGUUCUUCACAAAAGUAAGUAA